UACGCAAAAUGAAUUGUUUUCCUCCAGUAGAUUUGUUGUGUGCGCAAAGCAACAAUUCUUCUCCUGAAGUUUGCACACGAAUAUUAGACUUUAGUAGAAGUUCACUGGGACAGGAAUAGACUUGUGUCCAGCAGUGCCAGUGUGAAGACUCGCCCUCGGACGUGGACGUGGUCAGUUUGCGUGUCCCGACCCAGAGUGUGACGGACGUCUGGGCAGACAUACCUCCCAAACACAGUUUUUAUUUUUUUUGGAAAAUAACAUUAAACAACACCACACUGCCAACUUUCACAUUGAAGAAGUCGAAGAGUCCUCCAAGAUGUCCGUGGCAGGCUUGAAGAAGCAGUUUUAUAAAGCCAGUCAGAUGGUGAGUGAGAAAGUUGGCGGCGCAGAGGGAACCAAACUUGAUGAUGACUUCAGAGACUUGGAGCGGAGGGUGGACGUGACCAGUAAAGCCGUAGCAGAGGUGAUCUCCAAGACAUCGGAGUAUCUCCAACCCAACCCAGCAUCGAGGGCCAAACUGUCCAUGUUGAACACUAUGUCUAAAAUCCGUGGUCAGGUGAAGAACCCCGGCUACCCCCAAGCUGAGGGCCUGCUAGGAGAAUGCAUGUCCAAGUAUGGGAGAGAUCUUGGAGAGGAGACUAACUUUGGCGGUGCCCUCGUGGAAGUCGGAGAGGCCAUGAAGAGACUGGCAGAAGUGAAAGACUCGCUAGACAUUGAUGUCAAACAGAACUUCAUUGAUCCAUUACAAAGCUUCUGUGACAAGGAGCUCAGAGAGAUACAGCACCACCUCAAGAAAUUGGAAGGGCGCCGCCUGGACUACGACUACAAAAAGAAGCGUCAGGGCAAGAUUCCCGACGAGGAGAUCCGACAGGCCCUGGAGAAAUUUUACGAGUCAAAGGAAGUGGCAGAGACGGGAAUGUACAAUCUGCUGGAGACUGACAUCGAGCAGGUGAGCCAGCUCUCCUGUCUGGUGGAGUGCCAGCUGCAGUACCACCGGCAGGCCGUUCAGUUCUUGGAUGAGCUUUCCCACAAACUUGAGGAAAGGGUGAGUGAGGCUGCGUCCCGACCGAGACGGGAAUACACACCCAAGCCCAAACCUUUGUUUGACUUUGGAGACGAUAACCACUCCAACGGGGGCUACUCCACUUCAAUGGUUCCGCCCCCUUCUCGUAACUCAGCCCCGGAGCAGCCCAGCUGCAAGGCACUGUACGACUUUGAGCCGGAGAAUGAGGGUGAGCUGGGCUUUCGUGAGGGUGAUAUCAUCACGCUGACCAAUCAGAUCGACGAGAACUGGUAUGAGGGGAUGCUCAACGGCCAGUCGGGAUUCUUCCCCCUCAACUAUGUUGAGGUGUUGGUUCCGCUACCACACUAAGGAAGGAAGGAAGGAAGGUAGGUAGGAGGUGAGGGGAGGAGGAGAAAAGCAAGGCGGUUCCACUAAAACCGCAUGGAGGACUGACUCUUUAAAAAUAAUCACCUGCAAUUUGAUACACAAAACUCAGGUUGUGACAACUUUUGACUGAAUACUCCCAAUUUCCAUAAUUCAACGAUGCCACCUGCUGGCCACUAUGAGAACUGUUUUUUUUGUUUUUUUUUAAAUCGACUCAUGUUUUCAUUGGAACCACAUGACACCAAUUAGCCUGUCUUUUAAAAUGGUCGAUUUUUAAAAACCAUCAAAGUGAUUGCACAGUAUUAAUUUGGUUCAUUUCAUUUGCUUUUAGUAGAGCUGCUUACUGGACAUGUGAGAGUUGCACCUCCAUUGAGAUUGACUUGCGUGUGUGUGUGUUGAUACUCCAUAGUUACACACCAUGAAAUACAAACGUUGCACUUUUUCGUCACUUAAAAGUAGCCACGUUUUUGUUAAAGCCUGUUUUAACCUGCACAGUGCCUAAAAAAAAAAAAAAAAAACGCUGCUGGCAGCGGUUUACGUUUUUCUGUCCCUUGUUUUGCCAUAAUGUGAAACUGUGUCCCAUUCUGGAAUUUAUUGUACUUUUUUUUUUUUUUAAGUGUUGGUACAUCUUGACCUUUAUUGUGCUCUUAAUACACAAAUACAGUCUUUGUCUUAGGAUGUAGCCUAAAGGUGAAAGGGAAAACAUCAAGGGAAUGUUUUGACUGGGGGACUGUUUAAAUAAUAUUUCAUCAGUUUUUGUCUGUUUUGACAGACACCUCCACUGUGUUUGGACCUAAUGUGUUUACAUGUUGACUCCUUGCAAUGUAGCUGUUUUAAAAGGAUAAAAAAUAAAAAGACAAACCCUUGCUAGCUUCUAUUUGGAACAAGGAGGAGUGACUUAUGAUUCUAGAACCAAAGCUUAACAUAGCUACUUGUUGCUGGUUUUCCCCAAUUCUAAAUAGUGGCACUUUGCUGUGUAACGUCUCCAAACACUACAGAACCCCCCCACCCCAACCACCACCACCACCACACACACACACACACACACACAAGACUAA
Molecule: messenger RNA, 2445 nt
Organism: Dunckerocampus dactyliophorus (ringed pipefish)
Lineage: Eukaryota; Metazoa; Chordata; Actinopteri; Syngnathiformes; Syngnathidae
Gene: sh3gl1b
Product: SH3-domain GRB2-like 1b
Exons: 9
Coding region: 317-1372 (351 amino acids)
Biological process (GO): synaptic vesicle uncoating
Cellular component (GO): glutamatergic synapse; cytoplasm; presynapse
Molecular function (GO): protein binding
Source: RefSeq, a predicted model, not a curated record